This is a messenger RNA of Aspergillus terreus NIH2624, 1434 nucleotides long. RefSeq names its product phosphatidylinositol-specific phospholipase C. Gene Ontology annotation, biological process: lipid metabolic process. Gene Ontology annotation, molecular function: phosphoric diester hydrolase activity. Lineage: Eukaryota; Fungi; Ascomycota; Eurotiomycetes; Eurotiales; Aspergillaceae. The coding region runs from base 1 to 1434 and encodes 477 amino acids. The transcript has a single exon. The record is from RefSeq and is a predicted model, not a curated record.
AUGGUGGCCGAACACCUGACGAUUCGCAACCUCACAUCCACCCCGAUCACCCUGAAGCGCAUUGAACGCUUCCGACCUCCUCAGAAGCCCAAGGAUGACAUGAAAUCGCUUGCAAAAAACUUCACGCGCGUCCUGACCAACAUCACUCGCACCGAUACCCCGGCCGCGGUCAUCACGCCGGACAGCGAGCCGUUCGCGCACAAGGAGACCGAUAUCCGGGUGGAGCCUUUCACCUCCGUCCAGACCGAGCUGCGCUCCUUCAUUGACUCGGACAAAGAAUGCAUGCGCUGGGUCUUUGAUGUGGAAGGGGAGAGACACCAGGUCCAGACCCCCGUGCCGACAACCGAGUCCGCAACGAUGAAAGCCCUCUGCGACAACCCGCGCUUCCGCCUUACAGGAGUGUAUGUCACGCCUGCAGCCCACCUGACCGUCUUUUCGUCGGCCAAUAUGAAUGCAUGGAUGCGCGAGUUGAAGGAUGAUACUCUGCUGUCGUCCCUGUCCAUCCCGGGCACGCACAACUCGCCCACCUGCCAUGUCGCCCCGCCCUCGGUCCGCUGCCAGGCCGUCAGUCCGCGCGAGCAGCUGCGGAACGGCGUCCGCUUCUUCGACAUCCGCGUGCAGCCGCAGUACCCCGACGACCCGGCCAAGGACGAGCUGCUCCUCGUCCACAGCGCGUUCCCCAUCUCGCUGACCGGCAACAAGUACUUCCGCGAUCUGAUGCACGAGGUGAACGACUUCCUCGAGCACAACCCCACCGAGACCAUCGUCAUCUCGCUGAAGCGCGAAGGCCCCGGCACCCACACCGACCAGCAGCUGAGCCGCAUCAUCCACGAUCACUACGCCCGCCCGGAUAGCCGGUGGUACACGAACCCCAAGAUCCCCACGCUGGGCGAGGUGCGCGGCAAGGUCGUGCUCAUGCGCCGCUUCGACAUCCUGGAGCAUCUGAAGGAUGUCCACGAAGGCAAGGGCUGGGGCAUCAACGCCACCGGAUGGGCCGACAACUGCGCGCAUGCCAGCUGCCCCAGCGGCCAGGUGUGCAUUCAGGAUUUCUAUGAGGUGAUGGAGACGCAGAACAUUGGACAGAAGAUCCAGUACAUUACCGAGCAUUGUUCCCGGGCCAGCGAGACCUGCUACCCGUUCGGUGUGCUCCCGGGCCCCAAAGCGACCAGUGCCCACCCCUUCUACAUCAAUUUCCUCAGUGCGAGCAACUUCUGGAAGCUGGGCACCUGGCCCGAGAAGAUCGCCGCCAAGGUGAACCCGGCUAUUGUCGACUAUCUCUGCCGCAGACACGGCGACAAGGAUGGGGACUGGUCCACCGGUAUUCUUGUCACCGAUUGGGUUGGUCUGGAGGGGGACUGGGAUCUUGUGCGGUGCAUUGUGGGGAUGAAUGCUCGGCUGAUGUUGAGACAGCAGCAACAUAACCAGGACAACUAG